Messenger RNA from Leptopilina heterotoma, 2547 nucleotides. RefSeq names its product tRNA (cytosine(34)-C(5))-methyltransferase (gene Nsun2). The transcript has 11 exons. The record is from RefSeq and is a predicted model, not a curated record. Lineage: Eukaryota; Metazoa; Arthropoda; Insecta; Hymenoptera; Figitidae. Gene Ontology annotation, biological process: tRNA methylation. Gene Ontology annotation, molecular function: tRNA (cytidine-N5)-methyltransferase activity; tRNA binding. Bases 115 to 2412 code for a protein of 765 amino acids. Gene Ontology annotation, cellular component: nucleus; cytoplasm.
UACGUUAUGAAUUUGGGAGGAACUUCAUAAUUGUCAAACAAUUUUCAAAGUGUUGUAAAUUUAUUUCAAUUAAACACGUGUUGGAUUUUAAGUAAUUAACGUAAAAAAUAAAUCAUGGGAAAGGGACGAAGGAAUAAGCCAAAAAAGAAUUUUGCCGAGAAACGUCGUGAAAAGAAAAAGAAUAAGGACGAUUGGGAUAAACAACCGCAGAGAUGUUAUGCGGAUAUAAUUCGAGAAAACGAGGAUUUCGAAAAUUAUUACAAAACACAAAAAAUUGUUCCCGAGGAAGAAUGGAGUGCAUUUAUGACAAUGAUGAGGGAAAAUCUUCCAGUUGCCUUUCGAAUUACAGGUUCAAAAUCAGAAGCAAAAGCACUAUUAGAAAUAAUAAAAGGUGAUUUCUUCGAGGAAAUAUUAAAUUUAAAAUUGGACGAACAAGAAGAAGAGGAAGCGGAGAAAGUGGAGAAAAUGAAACCGCAUUGCCUUCCCUUUUAUCCCGAGAGUUUAGCGUGGCAAUUGCAACUCACGAGGAAAGAUAUUCGACGAUCUGAAACUUAUUUCAGGUUACACAAUUUUUUAAUUGCUGAAACAAGUAGCGGUAGUAUCAGUCGACAGGAAGUCGUCAGUAUGAUACCGCCACUAGUUCUUGAUGUUAAACCAUCUCACAAGGUUUUAGAUAUGUGUGCGGCUCCUGGUUCAAAAACUGCUCAAUUGAUAGAAAUGAUUCACGCUGAUGAAAAAGAGACAGUUCCUGAGGGCUUUGUUAUAGCUAACGAUUUAGAUAACAAUAGAUGUUACAUGUUAGUUCAUCAAGCCAAACGAUUAAAUAGUCCAAAUAUUCUUAUCACUAAUCACGACUCUUCAGUAAUGCCAAAUUUUACAAUUACCAAUCCCGAUGGAUCGAAGGGAAUCUUGAAAUUUGACAGAAUUUUGGCUGACGUUCCCUGCAGUGGCGAUGGAACAAUGAGAAAAAAUCCUGAUAUCUGGUGCAAAUGGAGUCCGGCAAAUGGAAACAAUCUUCAUGGGAUACAGUACAGAAUAGCGAGGAGGGGAUUAGAAAUGUUGACAGUCGGAGGUAGAAUGGUGUAUUCAACAUGUUCCUUAAAUCCACUGGAAAACGAAGCCGUUCUUCAUAGGCUUUUAACAGAAACUGAAGAUUCUGUUCAAUUAAUUGAUUGUCGAGAUCUUGUUCCCGGAUUAAAAUGCAAUCCCGGUGUAUCCAAUUGGCAGCCGGCAUCGAAAAAUUUACAAUACUACAAAACAUGGGAAGAAGUUCCUGAGCAAUGGCAAACGCAAAUUCGACCAAAAAUGUUCCCUCCAAAACCUGAGGAUGUUGACAAAUAUCAUCUUGAACGAUGUAUGAGGAUAUUGCCUCACCAUCAAGAUACCGGCGGUUUCUUUGUCGCAGUUUUAGAAAAAGUGAAAGCACUGCCCUGGGAAAAUAAUACUGAAAAUGAUGCUGAAACUAAUGUUGAAAUGAAUACUGAAACUUUGAAUGAAUCUCUGGAAAAUUCGGAAAUCCAAGAAAGCAAAAGUGGUGAAGAGUCAAAGACUGUGGAAUUAAUUGAAACGAGAAACGAGGGCGAUCGAAAGAGGGCUUUGAACGAUGAUAAGAGACCAUGGGGUCCGCAGAGAAAAAAGAAAAGACUCCACGGUUAUCGGGAAGAUCCGUUUGUAUUUUUCAAAGACGACAGCGAAGACGUUUGGUCUUCAAUCAAAGAAUUUUACAAUAUUUCAAACGAUUUAGAUCCAAAGUGUUUACUAGUGAGAUGUAAUGAGGGUAAAAAGAAGAAUAUUUACUUCACAUCGGCUGCGAUUCGAGAUAUUAUUUUGUCGAAUGAGAAUAAAGUAAAAAUGAUUAAUACUGGAGUGAAAACAUUUGUUCGUUGUGACAAUAAAAAUAUGAAGUGCGCCUUUCGAUUAGCACAAGAGGGAAUGCAAAGUAUUCUUCACUUUGUUGGCGAUCUGAGGAAAAUUCAAAUUUUAAAGGAAGAUCUCAUUAUGUUAUUGCAAAAUGACGAUCAUCAUACACCGCCGGAAAUUGUCAAACUUAGUGAAAAAACUCAGGAGCGCGUCAAGGACUUUGCGACAGGAAGUUGUAUAUUAUUGUACAGAGAGGAAGAAUCAGAAAAUCCGUAUCCUUUGAAUUUGGAAAUGGUUGGAUGGAGAGGAACAAUGUCCUUGAGAGCUUAUGUUCCUAUUCACGAUGCUGUUCAUUUUUUGAGACUUUUAGGAGCCGAUUGCUCUAAAUUUGAGAAAAACAAAUUUGAAGCUAAUAGACAGCAGGCAACGAAAGUGGACGCUGAUGAAGAUGAUAUUGGAAAUGCAGUGAAAGAUGACAAGGUCGAAAAUGGUUCGACAAAAUCAGAUGACGAGAAUAAUAAAGAUUCAGAAGAAAAUAAUGUAACUACAUAAUAUUGACUUUAAAGAAACUGCGUUUCUCUCUAUUUCAGGUACUGUUUCUUUCUUUUAAUAAAUUCUUUUCAAUUUUGUUUUUUAAUACUACAAAUGAUGAAAUAAACAAGAAAAUUACAUAAUUUUUAAUUAUUA